Molecule: messenger RNA, 6497 nt
Organism: Balaenoptera acutorostrata (minke whale)
Lineage: Eukaryota; Metazoa; Chordata; Mammalia; Artiodactyla; Balaenopteridae
Gene: TSC1
Product: TSC complex subunit 1
Exons: 23
Coding region: 338-3808 (1156 amino acids)
Biological process (GO): regulation of cell cycle; negative regulation of TOR signaling; negative regulation of cell population proliferation
Cellular component (GO): TSC1-TSC2 complex
Source: RefSeq, a predicted model, not a curated record
GGAGGUGCUGUACGUCCAAGAUGGCGGCGCCCUGUAGGCUGGAGGAGCUGUGAGCGGAAACCAGAUGGCCACCUGUCAGGGAUGUGCAGUAGGAAAGAGGUGGAAGCCAGCGAAUCCUGAACUUCCUCUGUUGUGUCUGGGAUCUCACUUCAUCGUGCGAUUGGUAUUGACAGAUGCGUGUUUCUUCUCUUCAGUGACCAUGAAAGACACCAGGUUGACAGCACUGGAAACUGAAGUACCAAUUGUCCCCAGAACAGUCUGGUAGUGGCACCAAUGAAGAGCCUUCAAAGUCUUUAACACACAUCCUGGACCCAGCACAGCGCAUUCGUGUAAGAUAAUGGCCCAACAAGCAAAUAUUGGGGAGCUCCUCUCCAUGUUGGAUUCCCCCAUGCUGAGUGUGCGUGAUGAUGUAACAGCUGUCUUUAAAGAGAACCUCAAUUCUGACCGUGGUCCGAUGCUUGUGAACACCUUGGUGGAUUAUUACCUGGAAACCAAUUCUCAGCCUGUAUUGCACAUCCUGACUACCUUGCAAGAGCCACAUGAUAAGCACCUCUUGGACAAAAUGAAUGAAUACAUGGGCAAAGCCGCCUCUCGGUUAUCCACCCUCUCGUUACUGGGCCACGUUGUGAGGCUGCAGCCGUCUUGGAAGCAUAAGCUCUCUCAAGCACCUCUUUUGCCUUCUUUACUAAAAUGUCUCAAGAUGGACACUGAUGUCAUUGUCCUCACAACAGGGGUCUUAGUGCUGAUAACCAUGCUACCAAUGAUUCCGCAGUCGGGGAAACAGCACCUUCAUGAUUUCUUUGAUAUUUUUGGCCGUCUUUCGUCAUGGUGCCUGAAGAAACCAGGCCACGUAACGGAAAUCUAUCUCGUCCACCUCCACGCCAGCGUUUACGCUCUCUUCCAUCGCCUGUAUGGGAUGUACCCUUGCAACUUUGUCUCCUUCCUACGUUCUCACUACAGUAUGAAGGAGAACCUGGAGACUUUUGAAGAGGUGGUCAAGCCAAUGAUGGAGCAUGUGCGAAUUCACCCAGAAUUAGUGACUGGAUCCAAGGACCAUGAACUGGACCCUCGAAGGUGGAAGAGAUUAGAAACACAUGAUGUUGUCAUAGAAUGUGCCAAAAUCUCUCUGGACCCUACCGAAGCCUCCUAUGAAGAUGGCUAUUCUGUGUCUCACCAAAUCUCAGCCCGUUUUCCUCAUCGUUCAGCCGAUGUGACCGCCAGCUCUUAUGUUGACACACAGAAUAGCUAUGGGAGUGCUACUUCUACCCCUCACUCCACUUCUCGGCUGAUGUUGUUAAACACGCCAGGGCAGCUACCUCAGACUCUGAGUUCCCUGUCGACACGGCUGUUAACUGAGCCGCCACAAGCUACUCUUUGGAGCCCAUCUGUGGUUUGUGGGAUGACCACUCCUCCAACUUCUCCUGGAAAUGUCCCACCUGAUUUGUCACACCCUUACAGUAAAGUCUUUGGUACAGCGGGUAGAAAAGGAACUCCUCUGGGAACCCCUGCAACCUCUCCUCCUCCAGCCCCACCCUGCCAUUCGGAUGACUACGUGCACAUUUCACUCCCGCAGGCCAUGGCCACAGCCCCCAAGAAGGAAGAGAGAACAGAUUCUGCAAGGCCCUGUCUACAUAGACAACACCAUCUUCCGAAUGACAGAGGAUUAGAAGAGCUACCUGGGAGCAAAGGGUCUGUCACUCUCAGUGAUCUUCCAGGGUUUCUAGGUGACCUGGCUUCUGAAGAAGAUAGUAUAGAAAAAGAUAAAGAAGAAGCGGCAAUAUCUAAAGAACUCUCUGAGAUCACAACAGCCGACGCCGAGCCCCUAGCUCCUCGCGGAGGCUUUGACUCUCCCUUCUACCGGGACAGUCUCCCGGGCUGCCCGCGGAAGACCCACUCAGCCGUCUCCAGUGCCCAGGGCACCGGUGCGAACCCUGAGCCUCUGAACUCCACCCUGGACAGGCUGGGGCCUGACACCCCAAAGCAAGCCUUUACCCCCAUAGAGCUGCCCUGCGGAGGCGCCGAGGAGAGCCCUGCCGGGGACAGAGAGCGCCAGGCCUCUCUGGAGAGCGGCAUCCUCGCUCCCAGCCCUUUUAAGAUUCCGCCUCAGAGGGGAGUGGGGUUUGGCAGUGGGCAGCCUCCCCCAUACGAUCAUCUUUUUGAGGUGGCACUGCCAAAGACUGCCCGUCAUUUUGUCAGCAAGAAGACGGAGGGACUGCUAAAGAAAGCAAAAGGGAACACAGAGGAGGACUGCACGCCCUCUGCCUCCCCCAUGGAAGUGCUGGACAGACUGAUACAGCAAGGGGCGGACGCGCACAGCAAGGAGCUCAACAGGUUGUCUUUACCCAGCAAGUCUGUCGACUGGACCCACUUCGGAGGCUCUGCUCCCUCAGAUGAGACCCGCUCCCUCCGUAACCAGUUGCUCUUACUGCACAACCAGUUACUCUAUGAGCGUUUUAAGAGGCAGCAGCACGCGCUUCGGAACAGGCGGCUCCUGCGCAAGGUGAUCAGGGCAGCUGCUCUGGAGGAGCACAACGCUGCCAUGAAAGACCAGUUGAAGUUACAAGAGAAAGACAUCCAGAUAUGGAAGGUUAGUCUGCAGAAAGAACAAGCCAGAUACAGUCAGCUUCAGGAGCAGCGAGACACGGUGGUCACCCAGCUGCACAGCCAGAUCAGACAGCUUCAGCACGACCGGGAGGAGUUCUACAACCAGAGCCAGGAGUUACAGACGAAGCUGGAGGACUGCAGGAACAUGAUCGCGGAGCUGCGCGUAGAACUGAAGAAGGCCAACAGCAAGGUGUGCCACACCGAGCUGCUGCUCAGCCAGGUGUCUCAGAAGCUCUCAAAUAGUGAGUCGGUCCAACAGCAGAUGGAGUUCUUGAACAGGCAGCUGUUGGUUCUUGGGGAAGUCAACGAGCUGUAUUUGGAACAACUGCAGAACAAGCAUUCAGACACCACAAAGGAAGUAGAAAUGAUGAAAACUGCAUAUCGGAAAGAACUAGAAAAAAACAGAAGCCAUGUUCUCCAGCAGAAUCAGAGGCUGGAUACUGCUCAAAAACGGAUUUUGGAACUGGAAUCUCAUCUAGCCAAGAAAGACCACCUUCUUUUGGAACAGAAAAAAUAUUUAGAGGAUGUCAAACUCCAGGCAAGAGGACAGCUGCAGGCCGCAGAGAGCAGGUAUGAAGCUCAGAAGAGGAUCACCCAAGUGUUUGAAUUGGAGAUCUUAGAUUUAUACGGCAGGUUGGAGAAGGAUGGCCUCCUGAAAAAACUUGAAGAAGAAAAAACAGAAGCAGCCGAAGCAGCGGAAGAAAGGCUCGACUGUUGUCGUGACGGCUGCUCGGAUUCUGUGACAGGGCACAACAAUGAAGAGGCAUCUGGCCCUAACGGGGAGACCAAGCCCCCCAGGUUCGGAGGCAGCAGCAGCAGCAGCAGCGGCGGCAGUGAGCUUUCUACCCCGGAGAAACCCCCAAACCCGAGGGUGGGCCCGCUCAGCAGUCGCUGGGAGACUGCUGUGGGAGAGCCCACCGCGGGCAUCCCUGUGACUGUCGGCUCACUUCCUAGUUCAAAAAGCUUCCUGGGCAUGAAGGCUCGAGAGCUAUUUCGUAAUAAGAGUGAGAGCCAGUGCGAUGAGGACAGCCUGACCAGCAGUAGCCUUUCUGAGACCCUAAAGACAGAGCUGGGCAAAGACUCGGGUGUGGAAGCCAAGCCCUCCCUGAACCUAGACGGCCCGCAGCCGCCUCCCCCGAAGCCAGACAGCGUGGGGCAGCUCCGUAUCAUGGACUAUAAUGAGGCACAGCACGAGCACAGCUAGGGACGGUGCCAGGCAGUGUUACCGCGCAGCGCCGGCCUGGAGCGGGACGUGUGAGCGCCCGUUUCGGAGCUCUCCCGUUUCCAGGGUUUGAGGGGCUAGCUCCCGCAGCGGAAAUGGGGUGGGGGGUCCUUUGACAGUUGACUGAAUGCAGAACGGUUUUUGGAUCUGGCAUUGAAAUGCCUCUUCAGUUUCCCUUCGGCCACCCUCUCUUUCAUUUACCUGGCAGCGUGUACUAACCCGAGGGCCAGGGUGCGUUCCUCACUAGCUUUAUUUUCUUCCUUUUCCCCCCAAAUGGUUGUGUCCUGUGCAAUAUGAGGCCAAAUCUAAUCCUGGAGUCUCACACACCACCCGCUCCUUUCCUGAAGCUCAGUUAGCUGGGCGGGCUCUCUGUGAGCCUGGGUCCUUGUUGGCAUCACAGGUAAGUCUGGCUUUGUCCCUUUCCAGGAGGAUGUGACAUGCAAAGCUGAUCAUCUUCACAUGAGAGCUUUCACAUGAGAUGUUGUCACUGCUUUUGGUUCUAACAUCCAUCAUCUAAAGCCGCAGAUCUAGAAAAGCAAUGGUUUAUUCUCUCUUAAGUUCUUUUGGCGGUUCUGAUAAGCUUCCUAGAAAGUUCCAUGUGAACAAAGGUCUGUUGUUGGAAAAGUCUGGAGCUGGCACUGUGGAGACCAUGCUCCCCUUUGGGAAUGCUCUGUCCCCCUGCCCCACUACCUCUUGCUUAUGUGGCGUUUGCUCGAAAGCUGGUACUGUUCUGAUUACAGGCUGGGGUGUGGGUGGUCAGGCGUGCUCUCUGCAGGAGGGAGGAUGGUGGCUGGAGCAGCUCCCUGGAAAGGAAAGUGCUGGGGAUGAGGACCUGCGCCUGCAGGCGGGGCGGUGCUAGCUGUUUGCCUCUCUCCCCUGUCCCGUGUGCCUCCUGUUUACGUCAGCUUCUCUGGAAUGCUGCAGCAGAAAGGCUCUGAAGGUCCAAAGAGUUUCUUCAACGUUUUAUGACCAUCAUGUCUCAGGCUGUGAGAGUUGCCUCGCUAUAGUAGAUUCUAGGCCACCAAAAAGGUAACAGCUUUUUCACACCAAUGCUGACUUUCAGGGGCCGACCCUGCAGGGGGCUUGAUGCUGUUCCCCUUGCACGUGUUGGUCAUGGCAGAGCAUUAAAGGAGAGUCCUGGAGAGGGUUGACAGAGCUGACUGCCUGGGCCCAGUGGGCUGCCUGCACGUGCUUGGGAGAGGUGACACAAGUCAGAACAUGGGUCGUGGCAGAGAGUCUGAACUCAGCAGGUGCUCCUGAAAUGAAUGCUAGAAGCCUAAGACUUGUUGCCUAGUGACCCAGCCGAGGCUGAGGCGGGUGGGGGGAGACUGGUAGGAAAGAGCCAGUGAACUUGGCUUUUUUCUUUCUCAUCUUUCAGUUAAAAGUGUAGAAGGGUUCAUCCAUGAAGAGGGAAAUGGCAAACUGAAAUGGUACGAAACUUUAGUGCAUAUGGAAGCUUCCAGCACAUGAGGGUAAAAGUCUCUUUUUUAAAGUGUGGCAAUAAAUAUUCUAGCCUCCCAAAUAACCAAAGGGAGCUAGAGAAUGAGACUCCACGUCACCAUGGCUGUACUGGCAGACCACCUCCUUGGGACAGGAUUUCUGGGUGUGACUGAUGGAUCCCAGCUUGAGGGAGGGUGUGUGCCCGACUGCUGCAGCCCAGCGCGGGGCCAGCAAUUGCCGCUGGAUGCCUGAUGUGGAGUAUUAAUGACACCACGGAUGUUUAAUUCAGCUUUUUCCAAAGGAAAGCUUAAAAUCCAAUAUGUUCUGGUUUCCUAUUACAGUUUUAUUUAGAAAAGGAAAACAUGAACAAAUCCAGGGAAAAAAAAGUUACCAGGUAACUCUUAAAACUGUUUCUAAAUGCUUAUCCCCUCCCCAAGCCCAGGAGAUCUGUGCCACAGAACAAAGAUACCAGGCACUUAAAUCAAAGCCUUUACCCUAACUGCAAAAGCAAGGAGGCCAAUGUAAAGAAAGAAAAAAAAAUUUUUAAUGGACAGAUUGUAAAAAUACAGGGAAGAAGGAGGCAGCGUGGUAAAGUGGACUGGGGCCCGGGCUGGAGGGCCUUGGCAUGCUCCUCCAGCCGGGGCAUCCGUUUGCUCAGCUUUAUAACCAUGGCUGACCCCAGCAGCUGCAGUCAGCUUCCUUUGGGCUCUAGGAGGCCAUGGAUUUCAUUCAGCCAAGGCUGGGGGAUGGAGGCCUGGAGUCAUGCUGAAGUUACCCAGCCUGAAAAUUUAGGCUUUUAUAUUGCAAAGGACUUGAGUCGAUAAUAAAGUUUGGUUUGGUUUUGAAAAUCAUAGACUUGCCAAGAGUCAGCGGGUCACUUGAUUAUGCUGCAGUGAGUAUUUUUAAGGAUGGAAAGGUGAUAGUGGUAGAGGAACCCCCGAGAGAGAAUUCAGGCCUGGCAACAGGCAGGGCAAAGGCAGUAGAACCGUCACAUUCAAGGCAGAGCCUGUAUUCCCAGACGUUAGGGUUAAGCUCCACUGGAGUCACUUGGAGCAGGCUUGCCUGCUUCAGAGCUGUUUGGCCAGUGUCCAUAACCUGCUCCGCUCACCACCUGACACUAACCAGGGUCAGCGUAGACCCUGAGAGAAGAUGGGAGUCUGUUUCUUGGGAGUCUUGGGAGCGUGAAACCUUGUUUUAAAAGGGAGCACUACAGUAUCAUUGCGGGGGGGCG